AUGGGACAGAAACAUCGAGUACACCUAUCCGAAUCGCCUACCACAUCGAAUGGAAUUCUGCGUGCAACUUGGGCUGUUAUAGCACCCAUGCACAAUCCUGGUCAGUGCCCCUCCCCGCUACUGAUGCACUGCGAACAAGCCAAUCCUCGUCAUUAUGCUGCGUUGGGAAACAGCUUGCUGCUGACCAAAACGACAGAUUACCAAGAGUACUCUUUGCUACAAGAGUUUUGGCAAAUAAUCGGUGUAUUUAUCAUCGGCAGCCUUCUUGCUGCGGACGUUCGCGUCAUGCGUGAGCGCCCGAUGCAGCAGUUUCCGACGCUGCACGUGAUCUACCUACCAGCUGCUGAAGCUGCCAAUCAGCAGCUUUGUCACCAGGUCAGGUACGAGCGACGUGCUGUAGCGAGACGACACAUCGUGUGUGGGCGGUUGCAAAACGCAAGGAUACCGUCGGAGGUGUUGUACUUGGAGACCAAACAGUCCGGGUCUGCAACGACUGCGGUCGUGUUUGUGCUGGUAGCUUUGGUCUCUUCGAUCACCAGAGAGCACAACGCCUCCGUCGAUGGAAUGUCGGCUUGGGAUUUUGUGCAACGGCGUCAGAAGUAA
Molecule: messenger RNA, 603 nt
Organism: Opisthorchis viverrini
Lineage: Eukaryota; Metazoa; Platyhelminthes; Trematoda; Opisthorchiida; Opisthorchiidae
Exons: 3
Coding region: 1-603 (200 amino acids)
Source: RefSeq, a predicted model, not a curated record